UCUGAUUUCAGUUCUGUGAUUCCAGUCGGUGGGGUAAUAUCAAUGUGAAGCGAUUGUGUUAAAAUUAUUAAUUUCAAAUAAAAAAAACUUCAUAUAUUGACAUAAAAUAAGCUGUGAGGGUGCAAAAUAACAGUUUAAACAGUUGCAGUUUAAAAAAGUUUAUAUUGUAAUACAUAUUUAUAUAUUUCCGGGCAAUGCAGUCCCUGCUAUCCAGGAGGUAUUUAUAAUAAAUUUAAAAAUUGUGACUUGUAAUCAUCGAAAUGGGGAAAUUGUUGAGUCUGUUGGCCAGAGACGAUUCGAACUGUUGUUCGUCGCCCCGUUACGAUAUAUUUUUGGAUUUCGAGAACGCAAUGCCUACGGACACGGAGCGCGAUGUUUACGAAGAGGUGCAGAGAGUUCUGCUGGAUUCGAACAAGAUAUUGGAAGAAAUUCAGUGUUACAAAGGCGCGGGGAAGGAAAUAAGGGAGGCUAUCGCCGACCCGUCCACUAUAACCCAGGAGAGGGCUUGGCGCGCUGUGAAACCACUGGUAGAUAAGCUGCUCCGGUUCUACAACCACUCACUCGAACUUCAGCGGGUAGUUCCACGUCUGUUGGGGUCACUUGUUGGAGGGUCGAUGAGCCCUACACAGCAUCUGGAGCAGCAGCAGGCGUUAGUGAAACAGUUCGCCGAGAUACUCGAGUUCGUACUGAAGUUCGAUGAGCAUAAGAUGAAAACGCCAGCCAUCCAGAACGACUUCAGCUAUUACAGAAGGAUCGUCUCCCGCGGGGGCCUCAUCAAUGCGGACCUACCACCAGGCGAAGAGCCGCACAUAGGCGCGGAGUAUGCGAAUCGAAUGUCACUGUUCUAUGCACAAGCCACGCCGAUGCUCAAGGUUCUGUCAGAGGCGACCAGCCAGUUCGUGAACGACAACCAGCAGGACCUGGAGAACACGACGGAGACGCUCAGCACGAUGGCCAAAGUCUGCUUGAGGAUGUUAGAAAACCCGAAACUAGUCGCCCAAUUCAGCCGCGAAGAAACAUCGCUUCUGGUCCUCCGAGUGAUGGUGGGUCUGAUAAUUCUAUACGACUGGGUGCAUCCAUCCGGGGCUUUCUGCCGAUCCUCCUCCGUGGACGUCAAAGGCUGCGUAAAGUUCCUACAACAACAACCGCCUCCUAAAGCCGAGCCGUUGUUGAAUGCUCUCAGAUAUACAACAAAACAUUUGAACAGUCAGUCCACUCCGAAGAACAUAAGGGCUCUGUUGGCCGCGUGAGGGCACCACUCGAGCCUUGCAUGUUGCUGUGGGGAAUGAUGUGACAAUAAUACUCGUGGGGAUUUCUCGUUGGCAUUUUCUUUGCUCUGUUUCAUAUCUAGUUUUGUUGUAGCGUGAUCUUGAUGUUCGAUUUUUAAAAAUUUCGCACUAAAACUGAGCGUAUUGGCCAACUUGAGCUCAGUUUUGCAUUGGACGCCGGCGCGAGAGGUCGUGUUAUGUGUUCGUUUACGUUGAAGUUACAUUAUGAAAAUGCAUAUUACACCAUCACUGAUCAUCAUCACGAAACCUACUACCUCUUCUAACUUAUGGAAUAUUAACUGGGAUUUUAUUCACAUAAGAAACGGAAUUAUACUCCUAAACUCAGUAUACAGGUUAAAUAAGUAGAUAAUAAAGUAACCUACUUAUAAUAUCAAUUACCUAUUUGCUACAGAAAAACAUGUUAGGACUAUAAAACUAGUUUAGUUAAGUUUUAGUGUAAAACUGGGAAUAAAUGACUUGAAUAACAAGUAGAAAAGGUAGUCAAUAAAUCAUAGGGAAACUUCAAUAGUUUAAAUCCGGUUUUUUUUUAUUUUUUGAUUUGAGAUCAAGCUGCAACGAAAGAAUGUUAGUUAUAAAUAGUAGGUAGAUAUUGAAUGUUGUAGCUAAUGAUAAAAAUUAGUUUUUGUGUAACUCAUUCAAAUUGAUGAGAUUGUAGAAAAACUAGACUAGACCUAGACCAUGCGGAUGAGAGAAUCAGGGAGAUAUAUACCAUGCCCCGUCCCAGCACUUGCCAGCACAACUUCGAAUCUGCUCUGAAUACGAGACGUAUCAAAAAAGAAGUUAGGCAUCGAAUUCGUAAUAAAAAUUGAAAUGGCGCAAUUUUCUCAAGGAUUGUGUUUCCUCUAGUUGUUACUAGAUGGCGCAAAAGUACACUUUAAUUUAUAUGAAAUUUAAACUGCGCCAUCUAGGUUUCAAUUCCAUACAAUUCGGGCGAUAUUGACACUUUCUUUAAAAUCCGUUAGACUCUGCAAUGUAAAUUAUAUAAGUAUAAUGUAUAUUAAUAUUACACUAGUUAAUUGUGUUUGACUUAAAGACUACAAGCUAAAAUAUACAUUUUAGACAAGGUUAAUAUUUCAAUGCACCACAAGAAUAUUUUUGUUUACAUAGUCAAUUUGAAUGGGUUAUAUCACAUUUCAUAUAAAAGAUAUUCUACAAAUAAUUCUAUUCUAUACAUAUUGUACAUAAAUUACCUCAAAAUGACGCGCAUGAUUGCCGGCUUCUUUCAGUAACUUUUCAAAAUAUUAAUUGUGUACAUGUUUAUGGAUUUUUGUUAUUGUGAAAAGCAGAAAUUAUAUGUAAUUUUUUUACAAUGGUUUCUGAGGCAUUGAGCAUCAUGAACAUUAGUUUACACUGUAAAGUAAUAAAAUUAAAGCUUUGUUCAUACUAAAAAAAAUUUAUACUCACACUAUUUGAGAAUAAAAUUCAUGGAAUGAAUCAUUGAAUUAUUUUUAAUGGAAUAUCCAGUAAUAUUUUCAUUCAAAAGAACGAUGACGAUUAUUUUCUGUUUUUCACAAUGACAAAGGUUAUAAAAACUACAAAGUGAUACUUUAUAGAUAUAAUAUUAAUUAUGUGUGUUCGUGGUAAAUAGAGACAUUCAGAUAAAAAAAUACCGUAAAUUAGACAGCGAUGCUUAAAAAGCGAAUAUUCUGCAGUGAAAUUUAUUUUUGAGAAAUCUUUCCCUUACCCCCACACGUAUGCAAGGUGUAUGUAAGUAGCGUUAGGUGUGUAUGUACGAGUAUAUCGCUAACAAUAGGUACGUUACGGACGCUGAAACGUUUUUUAAAAUUCAAACGUUUAAAAUAGUUAAAAAAAAAAAAAAAAACAUACAUACAGCCGAACGUAGAACCUCCUCCUUUUUGGAAGUCGGUUAAAAAUUGAGUUUCUUCAAAAAACUUAUUUUGCUCACAGUCAUACAGUAUUUUUAACAGAAGUACAUGCCUACUAGAAUUUGUUUUUGUUUAAUAUGGUAAUCUGUUAUCGGCGUGUAUAUUGCUUAGCGAAUAAUGGCGUAACUAGCAAAUUAAUUACCUUCUACCUUUAGAUGUAGCAGAUCUGGGCGCCGUGAUCCGAGCACGUAAAAAAUGUUAAAUCCUUACAUGACUUGACAAAAUAAAAUUUAAUAUUUUUGGGUAAUUUUUGUAGUUACGCCACUAUGAAGUUGUUUAAUUCUCUUUUUCUCCUAAUUAAAACAUUGCUAAGGGGUCAUUACAACAGUAGUCUUAUUACGAUAAUUAUGUUUAAAUUGUGAUUAUAAUUAUGUUUAAAAUUACUAAACUUUAGAUCUAGGGUCUAUUAUUAAUGUUCAAAUUGUACUUUAAUAUUUUACAAAGUGUACUAAUAUCACUAGGCAAUAAAAAAAUUAAUAAAUGUUGCUUUCCCUAAGCAACGCAUUAGUAGACAUUGAGUUCUUGAAAAUGCUAUAAGUAACGUUUCAGUGUGUGUACGUAACAGAAUUUAUUCAAAGUCACUGUGUAAGUUAAUAUUAGUUUUUAAAUGUUAAAGUAAUAUGGAGAUAUUAUAUACUACUAUAUUUAUCGUGUAAGAAUGUAUUACCUAAAUAUUAAAAGAGUAACACAAAACUGCCUUGAAAUUUUAAUAGUGUCAAAAACAAAUUGUGCAAUAUAAAAAAACAUUUACAAAAUUUUAAACAUGAACUUGUAAACAUUCUAAAUUUAGAUGAGUUAAAGUAUUGUGUCCCACGUUAUACAGUAAAAUCUCCUUAUUCGCGGCCCCGGCGAUCGUGUAAAAUUGCAGAUAUUUAAUUUGCGUGAGAUUUUUAAUAAAUCUUUAAGGCAACUUUUAAAGUAGGACUUACAGAAAUAUGUAAUAUGAUAUCUACCCACUACGAUAAUUAUUUACUUUGCGCUAAAUUCCAUUCGGUUCUUGUAAAAGUCAUCAGGAUAAUUACCAGCGUAGAACUCAAAAUAAUGAAAAGAAAAACAAUCAAUAGAUUAUGUAUUCUAUGUUUAAUGUACACUGCUGAAAACACGAUUACGAAAACCGCGAUUAAGGAGCUUCUUCUGUAGGUACUAGUGCGAACCUCGGGCUAAACUGGCGAAUCGCGCUAACGUUACGUUACCACUUGCGUUUCGCUGUCAGCUAACGUCUUGUACCAUUCCGUAAUAUUUUAUUUUAUUGUUACAUAAAUUAAAAUAUUCGGCUUUUCUCUAAUUUAACAAAUAACAAAACAGAGACUGGAGGCCAUCCCUUUAACAUUUGGUAACAUUUUUAUAUACCUAGUUAUUUAAGUCAGCCGCGAUUGAGGCGAGAACAAAAUAUAUAAGUGACCCUACUUUAUGUAUAUUAUAUGACCCUGGAAAAAUGAAUGCUAGAUUUUUAAUUAAAUUCGAAAUAUAAAAAAUUAGCCAUUUUAGUGCAGUGCAAUGUAAUGACAGGUUAUAUUUAAUUAUAAGUAUGUAUUAUUUACAUAUAUAUAAAAAAGAAAUAUUCCGAAACACUAAACAUUUUUUGUAUACAAGUGAAGAUAUAAAAAAUUAAAAAAUAUUAUGUAUAUAGACUUUGUUUUAGAAACAUUUUUAGUACCGAAGCUUAUGUCGAUUCCGUUAACAUCAACAUCAAAUAGUUUUAGACGCUUGGAAAAUGAUUUUUUUAUUCAUUUUCCAUUCUUUAAUGUAAAACUUUAAAACUUGAGCAUUUAUUUGACCAGGGUUGAACUUAUUUGAUAAUGCCUUUAUGAAUGUUAAUAAAUUUAUGCAUGUACCACUGCCUUGAUGUUAUCUAUCAAAGUUAUUUUAAAAUGAAACUUUAUAUAUUAUAUGUUUAAUUAAUUAAUUAUAACUCUUAGUUAGGGAUAAGUGAAAGCAUAUACAGUUUACAAUUUAACUGGAAUUUUUAACAAUUGUUUACAAAAUAAAACUAUAAUAAGUAGGCAUAUUAUAGAUAAAUAAUAAUUUUUAAAAUGAAAUUUAUGUUAAAGUUUUUAAUAGCCGCUGUAUACGCUUAAACUUUACUAUGGUUUUUGUUUUUAGUGGUUUUCUUUUUGUUGUUGUAAUAGUAUGUACUGAUGCUCCUAUUUAAUAUUAUUACUAUUAAUCCAUACUGUCUCUAUGGGUGUCUUCGCCAGCAAGCAAGCAAGAAAAAAUAAGUGUUUUUUUUCGCAAUGAAUUUCCGUAUAGUUAUACCUGUUUGUAAUCCUUAAAAACAAUUAUAAUUCUUUUUGGUAAACAGGCAAGCGCUUUAUAUUUAACUCAUGCUUUAUAAAAAGGGCUGAUACGAUCUAAGUUGUGGCGUGCUUGCGUGGAAAUGUAGUAGUAGUUUGCUUGCUUGCUUUGAAGGCAUUGACUGGCAUACAAACAGAAGCUGAAAGGGCAUUCACAGAAUUCAGAUUAUCAAAUGAAAUACGUAGAAGUAAAACUCUAGGUGCGGGUCACCUGGAUGUCAUAACCACGUAGGGAUGCCAGCAUACAAGUAAUAACAUUAAAUAGGGCAUAAGUCUUUCACUUAGCAAAGUCUUCCACCGCUUGUGUAAAUCGUGUUGCACAAAACCUACUAUUACUGUACUCGUAGUUAGUAAAUAUCCCAUAUUUAACGGCAAGCCCUAUUGUAGAGUAAAUAUUAACUUUUGUACAGCUAAAAUACGAUAUAUGGCAUUUUUGUCGUCCAUUAUAUAGAGUCCUAACUCCAAGGCCCAUAAGAGCCAUGCUACUCUACCGAGAUGAGGUAAUGAGCCUAUGUUCAUACCAGGCCAUAUAAAGAAGCAAGGUGAAUAAGCUUUGACCCUAAAUCCCAAAACGAUGUUAAUCAAUCGUAGUAGUAAAAAGUUCACGGAAAAAUAAUCAUUGGGAAUACAAUAUACCACUAUCUGCUUAAUAUUAAUGAUUAUUUACAAGUAGUAUGUUUUUAUUAUUCUUUAUAUUACUAGAAAAAUAUAUAUUAAAAUUAGUUUAUCGGAAUUUCAUUAUGUAAUUAUACUUAUGCACGAACAUUAAAUUCUUAGUGUAGUUGUACCAAGUAUUAAAUAUUCAUGAAAAAAAAAAUAGAUAAUUAGUUACCUAUUUAUUGUAUUUCUUGCACGGUUAGCACAAUAUUGUUGUUUAUAUAUAAAUAUGUAGUUAUUAUUGAUUACGUACAGUUGUUGUCUUCAAGGUUUAUUAAAUUCGAAUUUAUGUAUCCUAUUUAAAACUACUAUUUACCAGGAAGUGAAAUAAAUACAUGUACACGUUUUUGUAACUGACAAUGUCCAAAUCAUAAUAAUCAAUGUUUGUGUUACAAAAUCUGUGUGGUGCGAGUUUGUAAUUAUUCCAUCGCAAAAAGUAAACUUGAAUUUGUAUAGAAAUGAAAUGGCGCAAUCUAAUCACGGACUGUUUUCUAUUGCUGUAACUAGAUGGCGUAAAAGUAGAUAUUAAAAUUAAAGUGAAAUUGCGCCAUCUACUUUUCAAUUCCGUAUAACAGGGUUCCCAACUUAGGGUUUUCCCCCCAGAUUUAGGGGGCAAAUAAGUGAAAUGGGAUUUUUUUAGGGGUAUUUCAGGGAUUUUUUAACUCUUUAAUAUUUUUAAAUUGAUGAUAAUUUUAAUAAUUCUUUCUUGACCUAGCGACUUAUAACGACAUAUAAUACGUUAUUCUACAAUCACUCUGAGGCAACUGGCGGCGAUUUUCAUCGAAUAAAAAAAAUUGUUAAAUUUAUUCAUUGUCUACAUGUAUGAUUUAAAAAAAUCUGAAUCUUCAGAUAAAGACGUAAUAUUUCGUCUGUAUUAAAUAUUGAUUUUUGAAACAUAUUACAGCAUAUUAUUUCUAAAUUAUUAUGAAUUAUAUUUUUUAGGGGGACAGCUCAAUAAUUAAGGCGUUUUUAGGGGUUUUUGACACGAACUUUAGGAAUAAAUUUUGGAGAGUUGGUAACUGCCGUAUAAAUUUAAGUUUAAUUUAACGCGAUCGAAUGUGUGCAAAAUUGUUUGCACACAUGUGACACACUGUUUGAAUUUGUUGAUAGAAAUACAAUUAAUAAAUGUAUAAAAAUAUGUAGGUAAAUACUAAAAUAUCUGUUUAUUUAUACAAGUUAUGAUAAAGUCAAUCACAUACGGUUAUGUAAAAUCAAUUCAAUAACCACAAUUUAUUGGAUUGAUACUUUUGCAUAAUAUUGAAAAAAAUUGAAAAUUACUAAUACUAUUUCUACUUAAUAAUAUAAUUUACUAUAGUUAUUUAUAGUAUAAUUGAAUUGCUUUUAAAAUAUUGUGAUAUGUUAAAAUUUUAAUUCCUUUAUUGAAAAAUUUAAUACACUAUAAUAUUAAGUAUAUUACGUAGCAAAAUAUUUUAUGUAUUAUAUUAUGUAACAUAUAUUGGUAGUCUAACUGUUGUUCUUAGUAUGAAAUGGUUUAUGGCACGGGAACAUAAAUAAAUAAUAUACUCAGAGGCACAAUUAUCCGCCUACUUUAAUAUGACGCGAGUAUAUUAAAGUGGGCGGAUAAUUGUGCCUCUGAGUAUAUUAUGCAAUACACAACGCCAAUGUGUUUAGCCAAAUCAAAUUCAUGUUGGUUAGCAAUUAUUAUUAAAUCUAAUUUAUUGUAAUAAUACUUUCUUUGACUUGACAAGAUUUUCGUGGCGUAAAGCAAUGCCUUUCAACUUGUUCCUGUGGUCCAGUCAAUUGAUUUUGAUGAUACUUGUUUCAAAAUGUGUAAAUUAAAACCUAUUUUCUUAGUUAUCAUUUAUUUAUUAUGUAAUAAACACACCAAAGUUAUAAUAAAAUAAAUAAACAAAUAGUCUCUCUAUAA
Bicyclus anynana (squinting bush brown) is the source of this 8014-nucleotide messenger RNA. Its product is annotated as CYFIP-related Rac1 interactor A. The transcript is spliced from 4 exons. Gene Ontology annotation, biological process: regulation of actin filament polymerization. Lineage: Eukaryota; Metazoa; Arthropoda; Insecta; Lepidoptera; Nymphalidae. Gene Ontology annotation, molecular function: small GTPase binding. The record is from RefSeq and is a predicted model, not a curated record. Bases 261 to 1250 code for a protein of 329 amino acids.